Molecule: messenger RNA, 3012 nt
Organism: Tachysurus fulvidraco (yellow catfish)
Lineage: Eukaryota; Metazoa; Chordata; Actinopteri; Siluriformes; Bagridae
Gene: stat4
Product: signal transducer and activator of transcription 4
Exons: 23
Coding region: 263-2455 (730 amino acids)
Biological process (GO): response to peptide hormone; defense response; regulation of transcription by RNA polymerase II
Molecular function (GO): DNA-binding transcription factor activity, RNA polymerase II-specific; RNA polymerase II cis-regulatory region sequence-specific DNA binding
Source: RefSeq, a predicted model, not a curated record
GUAGACUGCGGAGGAAACGGCGCGGUGACAGGACCUAAGAUCUAGGUUUUUAUUCUGUGAGACUCUGAAGAGACGCUGAAAUUAAAACCUGAUCUAGUCGCGUGUUUAUCUCAACUGAAUUAGAAGCAGGUGAAAGUGGAGACUUUGAGCUUUUGGAGCUGAUUCAACUCCACUGCAUAGAAUAGACUUCUUUUUAUUGUUGUUUAUUUUGCUGUUGUUUUUUUUUUCCUUCUUCUUCUUCAUCUUCAUCGUCAGCAGCAGGAUGAGUCAAUGGAAACAAAUCCAGCAGCUGGACAUGAAGUUCCUGGAGCAGGUGGAUUACUUUUAUGAUGAUAAAUUUCCCAUGGAGUUGAGACAGGUGCUGGCGAACUGGAUCGAAAGUCAGGACUGGGAAACAGCGAUGAACCAUGAAGCCAUGGCCAUGGUGCUGUUCAACAACUUCCUGAUCCAGCUAGAGAGACACUGCACUCAGGAGCCGAACUUCCUGCACAGACACAACCUGAAGAGAAUAUUCCAGCAUAUACAGCUGAAAUACAAAGCCAACCCUCAGCACCUUUCAGCCGUGAUCUCCAACUGUCUGAGAGAGGAGAGACGCAUCAUAUCCGCCGCUAGCAUGCAGGAGCAGGGUCCCUUGGAGAAGUCGAUGCAAAAUUCAGCAGCUUUGGAGAAGCAGAAGAACCUGGAUAACAAAGUGGCGGUGAUCCGUAGCAGCGUGCAGCUUCUAGACCAGGCAGUGAAGUAUCUGGAGGACAUGCAGGAUGAUUUCGACUUUCGCUACAAAACCCUCCAACUGCGAGAUCCAGUAGAGAGAAACUCUCAGAACAUGAAGCAAGAAGUCAUGACCCUUCAGGAAAUACUCAACCGUCUGGACUUCAAGAGAAAGGAGAUUUUGUCGAAAAUGGGAGAUGUGCUGAAGGAAAUAGACAGUCUGAUAGUCUCUCAGCUGAUGCCGGAGCUACAGGCGUGGAAACGUCGGCAGCAGAUUGCCUGCAUCGGAGGCCCGGUCCUGGCCGGACUUGACCAGCUCCAGAACUGGUUCACCCUGACAGCCCAGAGUCUGUUCCAGAUCAAACGUCAGCUUGACAAACUGGGUGAGCUGAUCGUCAAAGUGACGUACGAGAGUGAUCCCAUCCCUCUGCAGAGACCUCAGAUGGAAGAACAAGUCAAAUAUCUAAUAUAUCACCUCAUCAAGAGUUCGUUCGUUGUGGAGAAGCAGCCGUGUAUGCCUACACACCCUCAGAAACCGCUCAUCAUUAAAACUCAGGUGCAGUUCACCACAAAAGUCAGACUGUUGGUUAAACUACCCGAAGUGGAUUAUCAGCUUAAAGUGAAGACGACAUUCGACAAGGACCUCCCAGCCGGCAAAGUCACCAGGCAAUUCUUCAUCCCUACCAACAACACGAAAUUGAUGGAUGUAGAAGAGUCGUCCAACGGAUGCUUGUCUGUGGAGUUCAGACAUCUGCUGAAAGAGAAGAAAUGUACAAACGGAACCAAAGGAAAUGAGGGUCCACUCACAGUAACGGAGGAGCUCCACUCGCUCAACUUCGAGGCCAUGCUGUGUCUUCAAGGCCUGGAUAUCGACCUGGAGACCUGCUCCCUGCCGUUGGUGGUGAUCUCUAACGUCAGCCAGCUGCCUGCAGGCUGGGGGUCGGUCAUGUGGUACAACCUGCUGACAGAUGAUCCGAAGAACCUGGCGUUCUUCAGUAACCCACCCAGAGCCAGCUGGAGUCAGCUCUCCGAGGUCAUCAGCUGGCAAUUCUCUAGCUUUGCUGGUCGUGGACUUAAUAAAGAGCAGCUGAGCAUGCUGGGAGAUAAACUUCUUGGUCAGAACACCUCCUAUAACGACUGCCAGGUUUCUUGGUCCAAAUUCUGCAAGGAAAACAUUCCAGGGAAGUCUUUCAGCUUCUGGCUGUGGCUCGACUCCAUCCUGGAGCUCAUUAAGAAACAUUUACUUCCUGUUUGGAUUGAUGGAUACAUCAUGGGGUUUGUCAGUAAGGAGAUGGAGCGUGCUCUGCUGAAGGAUCGGGAGUCUGGAACAUUCCUUCUGCGCUUCAGUGAAAGUCACCUCGGAGGCAUCACCUUCACCUGGGUGGAGCAAGAAAACGGUGAGGCCAAGUUCAUUUCUGUGGAGCCAUACACCAAAAACCGCCUCAGCGCGCUUCCCAUUGCUGAUAUCUUACGGGAUUAUAAGGUUAUUGCGGACGGGAUCGUCCCUGAGAACCCACUGAAGUUCCUUUAUCCCGACAUUCCUAAAGACGAAGCUUUCGGAAAACAUUACAACAGUCAGCCGAACAGAGUUUGUCCGUACAUCCCGACUAUUCUGAUUCCCAUCUCUCUGAACACCACUCCUCCUCCCUGCUCCUCUCCGGAGCCACCAUUAUCCCCGGGAAUGUCGCACAUGCUCAGCCAGCACAUCAGCCCAUUCGAGAUUGAAAGCGUUAUGAGUUCAUUAUAGAUGUUCCAGCCUUCACUCUGCUCCUACACAGAUGUGAAACGUGUGUGUGUGUGUGUGUGUGUGUGUGUGUGUGUGUGUGUGUGUGUGUGUGUGUUUGUGUGUGUGUGUGUGUAAGAAAUCAUUUAUUAAAAAUCAUCUUUGUUCAGGCCUCCAUUUCUACCUGAAUGUCUUCUGUACAUUUUUUGUUAAAAAAAAACUGCUGAGAUAAACAGGAUUAAGAAAUCUUCACAUAAUCUAAUUUGUUCUAUAUACAGUUAUAUUAUACGACCCACACGGUUGAUUGAUAACAAGUAAUACAUUUAAUCUGUGGCUCCUUCCACCAUUCUUUAAGGCUUUAAACACAUGCUAUAGAUGAGGAAUAAGAUUUCAUUUUAAAGUGAGUCUAUUAUCAGGAUACAAACAGGGUUUUCAUUACCGAUGUCUUUGUCAUGUGUGUGAUUUUCAUUUUAUUUCCUGUCACUUUUAUUUAGCAAGAGAAUGUAAUAUGCUGUCCACUCUAUGAAUGUAUAAUUUCUUGAUUCUUUUGAGUUUUCAAUAAAGUAAUAAAACAACCAGGA